AUGUCGGUAAUAAACGUUGGGGUGCUGCACAUGGGUUUGUUCGGGGACUUGGAAGUUAGCACAGAAGAUGAUGUGAAAUGCUUGAAGCACUACUGGGAAGCCCUCGACGAUGGUCUGACCGUAAGAGUUCUGCAGCCUGUUCCUGUUUCACAUACAGCGCGUAUUUGCCGAGUAAAUGAAGGUACUUGCAACCUACAGACUCAGGACCUCUGGAAAUAUCCGAAGAAGGAAAAACCCAGAGAUGCUUCCCAUAUUGUGGGAAUAACCAUAACCAUGACUGACCUUUAUCGUUGCGAGCCUUGGAAUUUCAUCUCUGGACAAGCUUCUUUGACAAAAGGUGUUUCUGUUUUACAGUGCAGCUUUGUACGGUUCAUGUGUCGGGGCCGGCGGCGGGUGAAGUCGAAAAAGGCGUUCGCGGCAUCCCUGAAAGCUGAGACAAACAGGCAGCGAAGGGAGCUGUCGUCCUGUUGGCCUUCUCCUCGUAACGCCUGCGUGUAA
Rhea pennata is the source of this 498-nucleotide messenger RNA. It is a transcript of the gene AMZ2, whose product is annotated as archaelysin family metallopeptidase 2. Bases 1 to 498 code for a protein of 165 amino acids. The record is from RefSeq and is a predicted model, not a curated record. The transcript is spliced from 4 exons. NCBI's taxonomy places the organism in Eukaryota, Metazoa, Chordata, Aves, Rheiformes, Rheidae. Gene Ontology annotation, molecular function: metallopeptidase activity.